Molecule: messenger RNA, 1103 nt
Organism: Scleropages formosus (Asian bonytongue)
Lineage: Eukaryota; Metazoa; Chordata; Actinopteri; Osteoglossiformes; Osteoglossidae
Product: E3 ubiquitin-protein ligase Topors-like
Exons: 2
Coding region: 161-841 (226 amino acids)
Biological process (GO): protein polyubiquitination; protein monoubiquitination
Molecular function (GO): ubiquitin protein ligase activity
Source: RefSeq, a predicted model, not a curated record
GUUCAAACUCCACAUUCGAAGCCAUUAUUGUGGCACCCACUUUGAGGACAGCAGCCUCCAGACCCAUUUCUGGGUUAAAAUCAGGGAAAUUUCUCAUUAAAGACUUUUUGUUUUGUUUACAUUAGCUGAGUCUGAGUCGUCGAAUCUUCCUUGACAGGUCAUGGCGGUGACGAAUGCAGUGAUGGCAGCUGAGGAGUCUCCAGAUUCAAAAUGCCCCAUUUGCUUGGACUGCAUUAAUGACAUUGCUGACCUGGACUGCUGCCCACAUACAUUUUGCUUCCCCUGCAUCCAGAAGUGGACUGAUAUCCAAGGUAAAUGUCCGCUGUGUAGGCGAUUAAUUAACUGGAUCUUCCAUUCACAGGGGGAGCAUGUAUUUGUGGUGUUUGUGGACCCCAUGGAAGAUGAUGACUCCAGCACCCCGUUGGUGUGGUGGAUGAGCGAGGACGAUGAUGCUGGAAGCCUCUUACUGUGGGAUGAUGACACCCCCAGUCCUUCUCCUUUGGCUAUGACGGACAAUGGAGUGCCGCCCCUCUGUGACAUCGAGUCAGAGUUGGAUCACGGAGAGGGCAUCUCCACUGAGGAAGAGGACUGCUUCACUGAGGGCUUUGUGGAGCCCACAGCUGAGUGGAUGCCAGAGGACACUGAGCUGUCUUCGGACUGCAAAGAGCAACACGUACAGGCCCCCAGUCUCACAGGCGUGAGAUGGAGAAGGAGCAGUAGGAGAUCUCGGUCUAGCUCUCGAUCCCGCUCUCUAUCUCCCUUCCAUUCCGAUGUCUGGGAAUCCCAUCGGCGGCCGACCCAUCGACUGACCUCUCUGGACAGGUCCAGCAGGAGCAGGUGAACCCAAAACCCCAGCACUGUGAUAGUCCAUGAGUUUUGGACUGCGCAGCGAAGGAGGAGGAGGCCCGAGAGUCAGGAUGAGGCCCCAGAGACAGGCUGGCACGGUUAAUGGUAAUCAUCACCUCUAGUGACAGCGACAGCCACUGAUGAGCUCUCCGUGAGCUCCAAAUUUUCUUGAAAUUUCUCCUAAUUGAAUUGCGUGAAAUAAAAAAGAGCAUCAUUUUCAAAUGAUCAUUUUCUCAGGACAUUUAUUUCUGGUUCUG